Molecule: messenger RNA, 4806 nt
Organism: Patiria miniata (bat star)
Lineage: Eukaryota; Metazoa; Echinodermata; Asteroidea; Valvatida; Asterinidae
Product: sucrase-isomaltase, intestinal-like
Exons: 23
Coding region: 121-3054 (977 amino acids)
Biological process (GO): carbohydrate metabolic process
Molecular function (GO): alpha-1,4-glucosidase activity; carbohydrate binding
Source: RefSeq, a predicted model, not a curated record
UCAUAUACGCCCUGUAGGCGAGUGCAUUUACCCAGGUACACUUAAUUAGUCGGUAAAACUGUUUUGACGCUCCGUGACUGGUAAAUGGUUUCGUGAAAAGAACAAUCAGAAAACUUCACGAUGAGCAAGGGAACUUUUGAGGUGGAAGUUGAUCGCGUCCCCAAGAGCGGUAUGAGCCGAGUUGCUAUUAUAAUAGCCGUAGUGAUCACAGCAAUGGUCGUGACAGUAAUAACAGUACCGCUCACGUACUUCCUUCACCCGAACUAUGGAAACACCGCGGCUACCAAGUCUCCCCAAACUGGACAGUGCCCUACCGAACCCCCUACCAAACCCCCUACCGAACCCCCUGCAAAACCCACUACCAAACCCACUACCGAACCCCCUCCCACACCCUAUGGCGACAUCGAAGACCACAUGAGGGUCAGCUGCCACCCCGGCUGGGAGGAAGGCACGGAAGAGAUCUGCCUCCAGAGAGGGUGUAUAUGGUCCAUGCCUAUGGUCGACACAGCCGCGCCCAAGUGCUUCUUCCCUAAGAACUAUGGUGGGUAUCGCAUGGUUGGCAAGGAGGCCGAGACGCCCAGCGGAUACCGAAUCACGCUGGACCGGAUUCCCUCCACGCCCACACUCUUUGGUGGUGACAUCACUAGACUCAUCCUGGACAUCGAGCACCAAACCGAGUACAGGCUGAGAUUCAAGUUUUACGAUCCUGCCAAGCAACGCUAUGAGGUUCCACUGAAUAUGCCCCAGGCACCCGAGACCCAACCCUUCAGGACACUGUAUGACGUGGCCUUCACAUCAAAUCCAUUCACCUUGAAGAUCACGAGGAAGGACUCCGGUGCAGUUUUAUGGGACACGUCACUUGGCCCAUUCAUCUUCUCUGACCAGUUCCUUCAGAUCACCACCAUGCUCCCGUCUACCAAUCUCUACGGUUUCGGAGAGAACGAGCAUCCGUCGUUCCGCCACGACAUUCAGUGGAAGUCGUGGGGGAUGUUCAGCCGCGAUCAGCCGCCAAGUGGCGAGGGUAAUCUUUAUGGUGUACAUCCGUUCUAUACGAGCCUUGAGGAAGACUACAAAGCACACGGGGUUAUGCUGCUCAACAGUAAUGCAAUGGAUGUUGCAUUCCAGCCAGCCCCGGCUCUCACGUAUCACACCAUUGGUGGCAUCUUGGACUUCUACAUGUUCUUGGGACCAACCCCUGAGAAUGUAGUCCAGCAGUACACGGAGGCUAUUGGACGCCCCUACAUGCCGCCAUAUUGGUCGCUGGGCUUCCAGCUUUGUCGCUAUGGAUACAAUUCGUUAGACAGAGUCAAGCAGGUCGUCGCGGGCAUGCAGAAGUACGACAUUCCUCUGGACAUACAAUACGGUGACAUCGACUACAUGAACAGGCAGAUGGAUUUCACCAUUGGUGACAGCUAUGAUGGGCUGGGGGACUUUGUUGAUGAGCUGAAGGCCAACGGCACACGCUACAUCAUUAUCUUGGAUCCAGCGAUUCCUGCUAACGAGACCAGUGGUACUUAUGCCCCUUAUGAUGACGGUGUGACCGAAGACGUCUUCAUCAAGGCAGCAAACGGAGAAAUACUCUACGGAAAGGUAUGGCCAGAUCUACCUAACAUUACUGUGGACACCAGCCAAGAAUGGGACUACCAAGUCGCGAAUUACCGUGCCCACGCCGCCUUCCCCGACUUCAGCAAACCAAGUACAGAACAAUGGUGGACCAAUCAAAUCACCGAUUUCUAUAACCGAAUCAAGUUUGAUGGGAUCUGGAUCGACAUGAAUGAGCCGGCAAAUUUUGUCGAAGGAUCAACGGAGGGAUGCGAACCAAACGAAUACAACCGUCCACCGUUUCAACCGAGGAUCUAUGGAACCAUUACGGACAAGACCAUAUGUAUGGAUGCUAAGCAGCACCGUACUUCAUCAGAUACGACCAUGCAUUAUAACAUGCAUAGUCUGUUUGGGUGGAGUCAAUCUGCUCCCACACUUAGGGCUAACGAGGCAGCGACAGGCAAGCGUGGCAUUGUUAUAUCUCGGUCUACUUACCCAGGCAGUGGCAAAUACAUCGGUCAUUGGCUGGGGGAUAAUACCAGCAAGUGGCCCGAUAUGCACAAGUCUAUCAUCGGGAUGCUUGAAUUCAACCUGUUUGGCAUUCCAUACAUCGGCGCAGACAUCUGUGGCUUUUUCCAGAACACCACCAUCGGUAUGUGCCGCCGCUGGAUGCAGCUGGGCGCAUUCUAUCCCUUUUCCAGAAACCACAAUGGCUUGAAUAACAUCCCUCAGGAUCCAGCCGCCUUUGGUGAACAGUUCGCUAAUGAUACUAGAGACGUUCUCCUGAUACGCUACACAUUGCUUCCCUACCUGUAUACAUUAUUCUACGAGGCACACACCAUGGGUUCCACUGUCGUCAGGCCGCUCAUGCAUGAAUUCACUUCAGACAGUGCAACGUGGGACAUUGAUCGUCAGUUCUUGUGGGGCCCAGCCUUACUCAUCAGUCCAGUACUCGACAAGGAUAUGGAGACAGUGGACGUGUAUAUACCAGAGGGACCUUGGUAUGUCUACAAAACGGGUCACCAGCUCCUUCGGACUCAGGAGAAUCAGCACGUCAGCAUGUACACGCCGAUGAACGAGAUCAACUUACAUGUGAGGGGCGGGUAUAUUCUGCCUACCCAGCAACCAGCCAAAUCAACAGUGUUCAGUCGUGCCAACCCAUUUGGAUUGAUUGUAGCACUUGAUGCAUCUCAGAAGGCCAAGGGAAAUCUGUUCUGGGAUGAUGGCGAAACAAAAGAUACAAUUACUAAUGGCGACUAUUUCUUUGUGGACUACAUUGCAGGAAAUGGAGUCAUCCAGUCCACCAUCACUAAUCCGAAUCCAUCACUGAUGAACACCCACGUCUUAGAUGACAUCAGGAUUAGUGGAGUGCAAGACCAGGUCACCCAGAUCAUGUAUCAGAACUCAGCGCUGGAUUCCAGCAAAUGGAACUUUGACCAGUUCAACAUGAUCUUGGAAAUAAGCAAUCUGAAUCAUCCGAUGAAUGACAAUAUCAUCCUUGAAAUGAAGUAGUCGGUCGACAAGACCGGCAACCAGCGACCUCUGCUGCCCAGUGAAAGAUGUCAACCGGCCGCUUAGUUCAUGAGUUCUCCUACAUUUAGUCUAGUGUUUCCAUGCAGGAGCAUAUACAUGUAGUUGGUGCAUUUUAACCCAGUAGUCCUAGUACUGCCCCAAAGCGCCCUGCCUGUUAUUCCUUAUACCGCCCAAAACUGCCCAAGUACUCUAUGGUUGUGAAGCGCUAACGAACAUCAUUCUUCCUACAGUUUCAUUUUGCCUGAGCUUACUGCAUCUGGCUGUCCAUUCAGCAAAUGGACGCUAUGGUGUCCAUAUCGCUACUUGUGGCUGCCUUACAUGCAAUGUUUCUCUUACCAUACAGCAAAUAAAUGCAAUAUACAUGUACAUGCAUGUCCAUAUCGGUACUCGUAGCUAAUUACAAUGUUUCUCUUAAAUCAAUGAUUUCAUUUUAUACACCAGCAUAUGAGAAGCAUGCACUCUGAGAGAUGCAUGUACGACGUUCCUUUCCUUAAAUGUCUGCAAUUCUCUUGAACUGGUAUGCAAAUCGAAACUCGAAACAGUAAAACAAAUAUUUUGCAUUACAUGAUUGGAGAGAAUCAACAGAGCACGGAACAAAUUUUCCACAGUAAAUAGGUAAAGUUAAGUCGAUCCAUAGUUCUCUAUUAGUGUCUGUACUACAUUGUUAACUUAACGUUAACUUAACGAAGAAUAAAAAACUAUCAGUUGCAGUGCUGAAAAUAAAGUGCAACACUCGAGAGUAAUAUUUUUAAGUACAAAUGUACUCCUCUUUUUCUUUAUAAUUACAUACAUUUAUUUCAAAUAUUUCAAAGCUUUGAAAAUUACACUAAAAAUUGAACAAGCAGAUUUUGCAUCAACACAUUAUCUUUAAGCGGAAAGUCAAAAGAAGCAGGCUGUUUAAUUUAAACUUAAAAAAAGGAAAAGAAAUGUAUUAGCUUUAGAGCAAGAUACCUCAUGAGGAAUUAAUUAUAGGAUUAUUAUAUGUAAAAACAAUGUUAGCAAUUACUGAGUGGCUAGAACUUCAUGUUUCCAGAUAUGACUAGGUUAUGAUUUUGAGGUAUUUUAGUGAUUAAUUCAUGUUAACAGCAUCAAAAUAUGACAUAUAGCAGAAGGCUGACCAUUCACAACAAAAUUUAAUGGUGGGUGUAUUUGGUGUCAUUUUUUUCAAGCAAAUUUCUUUAGUGUAGAAUAAUUCUGAGCAGUCCAAAAGUUACAAAGCGUAGUCCACGGCUAAAAAAAGGCAAAGUUAUCAAUGGCAUUGGUCACUCCAUCACAUAAUCUAAAAACAAAAGGAUUAGUCAAGAUUUAUGUAUACAAAUACAGUUUUGUGAAAACAAGUGGUAAAACAAUGAACUAUGGUUAUAAAAUAAAUAUGUACAACAGUUUGAAGUCAAUUUUGUUGCAUUAUUCAAAUUUGUGACUACUUACAAUUUGUUUCGGUUGUUUCCUUGAAAUAUCAGUUAUUGUGCUUUCGUCAUCAUACAUGUAUUUUUAUCCCAAAAUGCUGUCCAUUUUUAUUUCAUUGUAUUUGUACAUCCCUAAAUAACCAAACUUUUUUCACUUAGCAUAAGUGAAUCAUCAGCUGAUAAUGACAUUCCAUUUCACUUUUUAUACAUGUAUACAGUUUUUUCAAUGAUUUUGUAAUGUUAACCAUUCUUGUACUGACAUUGAUGAAUUCUGUAAGAAUCAUUGGAAAAUGAUAGAAAUAAUAAAUAAAUUGUGUUUAGGUGA